CUAUCGCAUUCGCGACAACCAUCACCUUCUCAUUCUCGUUCUCCUCGAUGUAGAUCGCGUUUUAUCGAUCGAGAUAGAUCAUUAUCGCUGCAGAAAUCACGGGGAAGAUCUCGAUCACAAGAUCAUC
Molecule: messenger RNA, 127 nt
Organism: Racocetra persica
Lineage: Eukaryota; Fungi; Glomeromycota; Glomeromycetes; Diversisporales; Gigasporaceae
Source: the annotation of a GenBank genome assembly